Verticillium nonalfalfae is the source of this 702-nucleotide messenger RNA. RefSeq names its product carbohydrate esterase (gene AXE2). Bases 1 to 702 code for a protein of 233 amino acids. The record is from RefSeq and is a predicted model, not a curated record. NCBI's taxonomy places the organism in Eukaryota, Fungi, Ascomycota, Sordariomycetes, Glomerellales, Plectosphaerellaceae. The transcript has 2 exons. Gene Ontology annotation, molecular function: hydrolase activity.
AUGCUUUUACUCGGUGCCACAAUUCUCCUGCUCGGCCAGGCGGCCGCCUCACCCAUGGAAGUCACCGCCCGUCAGGCCAACUGUCCCCCGAUCCACGUCUUCGGCGCUCGUGAGACUACCGUUUCGCCAGGUUUCGGCUCUGCUGGCACCGUCGUCAACUCCAUUAUCCAAGCCAACCCCGGCACAACUUCCGAGGCCAUCGUGUAUCCGGCAUGUGGCGGCCAGGCCAGCUGCGGCGGCGUCCAGUAUGCCGACUCCGCCCGCCAGGGCACUGCUGCCGUGGCCACUGCUGUGAAUGCCUUCAACCAGCGAUGCCCAGACUCGCAAAUCAUCCUCGUUGGCUACUCUCAGGGUGGCCAGAUCAUGGACAAUGCAUACUGCGGCGGCGGCGACACGAGCGCCGGUAUCACCGACACAAGCAUUCCCAUCUCUGCAUCAGCACAGCAGAUGAUCCGCGCCGCUAUCAUGAUGGGCAGCCCUCGCUUCGUCGCUGGCCAGUCUCAGAAUGUUGGCGACUGUCUCGCCCAAGGCUUCGCGGCCCGUCCGGCCAGCUUCCAGUGCCCCUUUGCGGCGAAUAUCCAGUCGUACUGUGAUGCACCUGACCCAUUCUGCUGUAACGGCAACGACGCCGUGCGCCACCAGCAGUAUGGUUCUAUCUUUGGCGCAGAGGCUUUGACAUUUGUUAAUAGCAAGUUGGCUUGA